This is a messenger RNA of Nematostella vectensis (starlet sea anemone), 1835 nucleotides long. RefSeq lists its product as uncharacterized. NCBI's taxonomy places the organism in Eukaryota, Metazoa, Cnidaria, Anthozoa, Actiniaria, Edwardsiidae. The coding region runs from base 103 to 1089 and encodes 328 amino acids. Gene Ontology annotation, molecular function: actin filament binding. The transcript has 11 exons. Gene Ontology annotation, cellular component: actin filament; plasma membrane; cortical actin cytoskeleton. The record is from RefSeq and is a predicted model, not a curated record. Gene Ontology annotation, biological process: regulation of actin filament polymerization.
AGAAGCGUUCCUCGCAUUUUAGCAAAACAACGGGAGUUUCUGUUUAGAAGUCCUCGCAACCCAAACGUUCCUCGUUUAUUGUGAUAAUCAUCGUCAAGAGACAUGUCUACAACAGUCGAUAUUAUUGAUCCUGUUCCAUUUGACAAGGGAAUCGGUGAUGUGAGAUCAGAUGUAAGCCCAAUUAAUUGGAUGGUAGCUGGUCAUGUAAGCAUGAAUCCCAAUGUUCUUGGUUUCCGAGCCUCCGGUUGUGGAGGGCUUGAAGAGAUGGCUACACACCUUAAGGAUGAUGAAGCCAUGUAUGCAUUAGUCCGUCUGCAGGAAAAGGUAGACCUAAGUUCAACUGUAAAGUUUGUCUAUAUCCAUUGGGUUGGAGAGAGUGUUCCUUUUACGAAGAAGGGUCGUUAUGGGGUGGUUCAUGGAAGCAUCAAGGAAAAAAUUGGGCAAUACCACUGUAUUGUGGAGACAAGCAGCAAAGCAGACUUGACGGAGGAAGCAAUAAUGAAGAUUUUGAUGGAGACAAGUGGUACAAAAAGCAUGGUUAUGGAGAAAUCAGAGGCAGCAACAAGAAUGGACCGUGGAUUCACCAGCAGCAGUAACAUCAUCAAGACUGGCAAGCAAGCACGUGGUGUUCAGGUCCCGGAUGCAAUUGCUAUGAUUAUCGGUUCGUCUGUCAUGGAUGCCAUUGCGGAAGUACGGAGUGAUGAGCAUCCAAUUAACUGGUGCGUGGCUGUCUACGAAGGAAAUAACCCAAAGCUGCCCAUAAUCCUUGGCGGGAAGGGUUCCGGUGGAUUACCGGAAAUGGCGUCAUGCAUGAAAGAGGACUACGUAUCGUAUGCCUUAUUACGAGUGACUGACAUAGUCGACCAGAUCUCUACCGUAAAGUUCGUCUUCAUCCAGUGGAUAGGAGAGAGCGUUAAACCCAUGACAAAAGGGAAAAUCAGCACACACAAACCGACCAUGCAGAAGGUCUUCGGUCCUGCCCACGUGAUCAUUUUCGCCACGAGUCACGAGGACAUCGACGAGUCGGUCAUCAUGAGUAAGGUGACGAGUGCCAGCGGCUCCAAGUCAAACGUCAAGACGUUUCCAUGAACUCGUUUCCAUGAACUCGUGGUGUCUCAAGCUGUCACUGUCAUGUAUCGAAUGAACCAGAAUAGGAGUUUUAUUUUGUCAUUUCACAGAGUUAGCUUAUUUCUUUUAGAAUUUCUUGGUUCGAGCCAACUGCAUCCUCGGGGACCCAAUGAUUCGCGGAGAUCGGGCACACAGGGAGCACGCUAGAAAGAGGAGCGCUCCUAAUUCUUUCUCUCGCGCUCCCUGUGUGCCCGAUCUCCGCAAAGCCCUGGGUCCCCAAGGAUUAGCCAACUAAAAUAUCAUUAAUGUUUUGUCCAGGUAUCUCACAAAAGUGGAUUAUUUUCUUAUCAGGUGCAUCAUUUGUUUCUAUUAAUAUUUUAGGUUACGUAGAGCGAACUAAUGUCUCGCUUACAAGUACAGUAAACCUAUCCAAGGGGACUCGUGGUUUCCUGUCCUACCGUUCCAUUCACGAAAGAAAGCCACAGGGCUCCCGAGGAUGAAGUAAGAGAAUAGUGAGAAUGACUUAAAUCCGGGAACCUUGUGUUGUGACCUGUCACAUGUUCAUUAGACCAUGCGCAAGUAAUAUCACUUUGAUAUUUUACUUGAUUUUAACGUUUACUUAGCCACUGUGAUUACUUUACCAGCUAGCAAAUUCGAUUCUAGAGGGAGGUAGAACAAAUACUAUUUGUUAUUAUUGUUAUAAUACCUAAAAUAAUGUAUACAUUGUAACAGAAUAUCAAAUAUAAAGGAAAUUAACAAAAACUGAA